Molecule: messenger RNA, 7855 nt
Organism: Danaus plexippus (monarch butterfly)
Lineage: Eukaryota; Metazoa; Arthropoda; Insecta; Lepidoptera; Nymphalidae
Gene: mei-41
Product: serine/threonine-protein kinase ATR
Exons: 29
Coding region: 239-7762 (2507 amino acids)
Biological process (GO): DNA damage checkpoint signaling; telomere maintenance; protein phosphorylation
Cellular component (GO): nucleus
Molecular function (GO): protein binding; protein serine/threonine kinase activity
Source: RefSeq, a predicted model, not a curated record
AAAAUAAUUGGAAAAGCGAAGCGGGAAAAGUAUUUUGGAUUUUGACAUGAUAAUUUAAAAUAUCGUUUAUAGUUGCUACAUACUUUACAGUUUAGAAAAAAUAUGUCGUAUAAUACAAAUAUAAGAUUAUGAAAGUUUUUCUGCUCUUAAGUUUUAAUUGCAAAAGUUUCUAGUAAGUGACAUAUUAAACAUACAUAAAAACUUUAAACCGUGUAAUAUUUUGGUGAGUUUUUAAAAUAUGGAAGAAGAGAGUGAUGGGCCUUUUAACGUUUGGCAAAUGUUUAAUGCUCCAAUAAACGUAUUGUUUCAAAACCUGGAGCAUGCAGAAGACGGAUUGGUUAAUUUGUUGACUUCCAUUUUAAAGUUAUCAGGAGACUUAUCUGAAGUGUUGGUUCCUAGACCAGGAGGUUUUAAUUGUCCAGAAUCAUACUAUUGUGCUUUUAACACAUGGCUUAUUGGAAGAUUAUUUUAUAUAAGCUCCGUUGAAGCACUCCACAGGAUACAUGAAACCAGCAAAGAUGCCCAACUAAAAAUUUUAAAUAUUUUAUGUAUUAAUGGAGCUUCAUUUUACAAGAAAAUCCACUCAGAAUAUUAUACAAUUAUAACUAAUCUUUUACAAUUUUACUGUGAUUUUGCAAGAAGUAAUGAAACAGAGUUAUUAAUACAGAAUUUUACUCCAGAACAAGUGCAAAUACCAAAUGUAAACAUUAAAUUGGAACCAAUUUAUGUAAAAGUUAAUGAUCUUGCUACAUGCAAAACAUUGAUAAGCAUAAAUUUAAGAUUAUUGGCAGAAAGUAUCCCACCCAGUCUUCUUUGUAAUAUGACGGGUCAUGAAAAUGGUAUUUUUGAUAAAAUAUUAAAUGCAAUAGAAAAUUUUAGUAUAGAUAUGAAAUUAGCGGGAUUAAAAUUCUUCAAUAAUUUAAUAAUGAAUAUCAGUAAAGUACCCGUGAGUGAGUUCCAAGAGAUGUUUCCAAAUAUUUAUAAUAAUCUACUCCUUAUCAUGAAAGCUUUGAUACAAACAUUGAAUGUAUUGCAUGAUAAAGGUGAAAUUGAUAAUAUGAUGCUGAUUGAUUUUAAUUUAUUGUAUAUGGAACUCAUUAAAAUUGUAGGAGACAGUUUGAAAAUUGAACACAGAGAUGAUUACACAGAUAUAUGCAAUGUUGUUCUUAGCAAUACAUCAAACAGAAUAUUCAAUAAAGAUCUCAAACUGCUUUGUUUAUCGAUGAGCGGAAAAAUAAAUUUAAAUGAUGAUUUUACAAAUAUUGUUGACAUGGAUUGUGAUGAAAUAAAGUGUUUGGCAGAUUUCUAUUGUUCUCAUAUAGUUGAACAUAUUAAUACAGAAAGAAUAAAAGAUAAAGCAACUGAUUUUAAUGAAAAUAUUUAUCUAAAUAGAAUUAUAUCUGUGAUAACAUCUGUAAAAGCUUGUGACCAACCGAAUAUUGAUAUAUUUCUUAUAAAUCAUCACUUGUCAAGAUGUCUAAGCGCUUUGUCCGUUUUAGAGAAAGUUAUUAUAGGAAAAGUUUAUAAGUUAGAAACUAAUAUGAUAAGUAAACAAGAGAUUAAAUUGGUCUGGUUAACUCUAGUAAGGUUGGUAAAAGAGAAGAAAAGUGUUAUAAUAAGUAACGAAACAAGUACUAAAUUGAUAAUGAACAUAAUUGUGAGCACAGCAAGCUUGCAAACAAAUCUGAUAGCAGAUGAUGUGAACAUUGUACUUCAACUCAUAUGCUUCCAGGACUCUCAUAUGUUCACAGAGCAGAACUUUCUAUUCACUAAUAAUAUUAAGUUGAAUAUCUUAAAGUAUCUGUUAGUGAAUAAACUGAUUAUUUCGAAGAACCCUGCACAUGAGAAAUGGAAUAAGAUUAUAACAUUCCUGUACAGUUCCCUGAUGAGAAACAAAGAUUCAUUACAAUCAAAACAGAUUAUCGAAAUAUGUCCACUGUUUUUGGUAAACAAAAUUUUAUCUGCAAGCAAAAUUAUCGGAGAGAUUUUAAUUCCCGCCUUCAUGUCCAAAGAAACCAGAUGUCAGAUUGAAGUGUUGAGAAUAUUACCAGCUAUUGUGUGUAUUUCAUUAGGACAUUAUGACAUUGUUAAAACCGUAUCAAGCGGUAACAGUCAAGAAAUAUUCAGUAACGAAAAUUUCUCUUUAAAUGUUAUUUGCAAAAAAUGCCAUGAUACGACUAUAAAAAAUAGCAAAAUAGUCCACAAAGAGACUGAGAUGUUGACUUUCAGUAAUACUUCAUAUUUGAGCGGUUUACAAAGUUUAUUCGUAAAAUUUAUUAAUACAAAAGAUACUGAAUUUGGUACAGACUAUUGGAAUUUAGUUGAGAGGCUUUGCAAUCAUUACUAUAUAUUUGAUCACGGAGUAUCAACAGAUAUAAUGCAAGAAAAAUAUUUAGAUGACGUCUUAACAACUUUUAAACCAUUCAUUAACGUUCAGAAUAACAAAGGCCAGGAUUGGAUAUCAAAUCGUGACAUGAUAAUGAAUUUAUGUGUGAAUCUUCUUGUUAAAUCAACAAUAACAAGUCUAGAAAAUAAUGAUUACAAUCACCAAACUCAGACUUUAGACCGGAUUAAGAGUCUAGGACUGUGUAAUAAUGAAAAAUUAAUUCUGCCAAUAACAAAAUUAUUAGUCUACUUCAUUACGCAUCCACAGUGUUCUUUAGCACCGAAGGCUAUCGUUUAUUUGAGAGAUGUUUGCGAAUAUCAAGAUCUGACCCCAAAUCAAGUGUAUCAUAGAUAUAAGAAGGACUUUUGCAAGUUGUUUGUGGAGUGCAGCCUUUAUAAUGGAAAAGAUUUUGCUAUUUUUCUUCUAAAAGUCGUUAGAGCAUUCGGAUUUGUUGGAUACAGAGAUUUUAUAUCCAAAGAUAUCCAUCACUUUUUACCUUAUCUCAUACCAUACUCGGUGACUGUAAAGGAAGUUCCAUCCAUGAUAGAAGAGAUAGCGGUUCUGGUGCAAUGCUCGGUCUCAGAUUUCCUUAUUGAGAGAUUUCCGCACAUAUAUGUCCAUGUUUAUUUAACGGAAUCAAAGGAAACAGCAAAAAAAUGCUUUGAUAUCAUUGAGAGAUUGACUAAAACGUCCACUCUGAAUCUAAUAAAGAAACAUUUAAGGGUUAUUUUGACGGAGUUUCUUUUGCAGUACUGCUGUAAUCCACAAAAAGUUUUGGAAGCUUGUAAAUACUUAGCUUAUCACGACCUAGACGCUUCUUCACCCCAAGGCAACAUUCUCAAGAGUUCAGCGCAAGUUGCAGACUUUCUUAAUCCGAAAUUUUUAGGAGUGUUAGCUUACUUCGAUCACAAGCUCGUCAAUGCCAAAGUGGCUUUGUCAGUUAAACGUAAAGCGUUAAAAAGUUUUUCUGCCAUAAUGCAAUUAAUGGGUACUAGAUAUUUAACGCCAUUAAGGUUUAAAAUUUUGGCCACCUUAAGAUCGGCUUUGCCUCUAGCAAAGGAAUUUCCUAUUAUUCUCGCAGAGGCAUGGUCUGCCUUCAUCCACAACAUUGACAGCAGUUCUUUGGGACCCCUAUUAUCCAAUCUUGCGGCGCCACUAUUGCAUCAGAUGGAUUACGCACCAAAUGAAAUUAAUAGCAUAUUCCAAUACAUGAUUCUGAAAAACGAAAACCUCCUUAGUUCUCAUAUAUCAAAUUUGUUCUUCUUGGAAGACUCGAAUGUAUCAGACAACGUAAGAGCAGUGAUUAAGAGACACGUUAAGCGAUCACAGCCGGAGAGUUUUCAGGAUCAAAUAAAAUGGUACUUGCAGCAUUUGAAUCACGACAUACCCAUCAUUAAGGCCAACGUCUUCUGUCACAUGGAGAAACUAUUGAAGAAUAAUAGGAGUGAAAUACAUAGAUCUAUAUUCGGCGGCCGAGCGAUUGAGGCGGUCAUUGUUGAACUCAUUGAUUCUCUAUUGAUUGGUUGCAAGGACAUUAACCCUCAAGUGUCCCUGGCGAGUGGUUCCUGCUUAGGUCAACUGGGUGCCAUAGAAGCUGGUCAUCUCCCGCGCCAGUACGUCCAACCUGAUAGAUCUCCAUUCGCCUUCUCCAUUAACGACGAUUGCUUUGCCGCUACGGCUCUCACUGAACUGGCUAGAGCUUUUCAAUACGAGAAGGAUACUAUGAAUAUGGACUGCUACGCUCUAAGUAUACAGGAGAUAUUGAAAACUUAUGGUAUAUCCCCGAACGGCUCUAAGAAGGAAGUGUGGGAUAGCUUCUCAGAAAACAUGCAUCAGUUAAUGUCCCCACUGCUGAGCUCUAGGUACACACUGGCCUAUCCAUCACAGCCAAAGAAAGUUCAUCCUUUAUUCGGAUCGAUGUACGCCACUACGUUUUUGGAAUGGGCACACAAUUGGUCGGGACAGCUCAUUGAUGUAGUAGAAUCCGACAGUAUAAAGGAUCUUCUUCGUACAGUUCACCCCAGUAUGCGGCGUGACGUUCGAACGCUGUUCCUCUUCCUUCCAUAUGUUUUGUUACACGCUAUAAUGUCCAAAAAUAACAUACGGUACAUACAAGAGGAGAUAUUGGCUGUUAUAGGAGGUCAACAUUCUAACAAUGACCGCAGUGUCUCUACUGAGAGAUCAAAGUAUAAAAUAUUAAAACAUAUAAAAAUGACGCCAAACAUAAAUCCGGUUCAUACAGAAGAAGGGAAUCAAACCAAAUGCAGCAAAACUAUAUACACUUUAUUCGACUUCUUGAAUCGCUGGCUCCUUGAAUGGACUAAUGUCAAACAGAAACCGUUAGAAAAUGAUAACUACAAAGCAAUAAAGAAAUUUAUGGAUUCGUUUGACAAAUUGGCUAUAGCAAGAGGGAAUUACGCAUGUGGAGAGUUGGAACGCGCAUUGCAAUAUCUAGAAAUGUAUAUGGACGAAGAUAAGGACAGAAUACAGGAACAGCUGCCUUUCCUUGCUGAAAUAUACGCGCUGCUGGACGAACCGGAUUCCGUCUCUGGAAUUCUAUCGAUCCAGCGCGCUGAGCCGUCUUUGCAGGAGUUGAUUCUAGUGCAGGUGGUGACCGGCCGCUUGCAGGACGCUGCACUCUGUUACGAACGACUCGCUCAUAGACACCUGGACGAGCACAGUCUGCAGGGCAUGACGGAUUGUUACCUAGCCCUGGACCAGCCCUUCACUGCCCUCCGUCUUCUGAGCGAGCGUCAGGACGAGCCGCCCGUCGAGCUGUCCGCCGAGCCGCUCUGGAGGUUGGGACGGUUUGAGCAGCUGGAACACCUCACUAAUACACCUGUACCUCCGUCCCGCGAAAACUGGGGUCUGCUUAUGGGUAGAAUUCUUCUAGCGUAUCGCAAACAAGAUGAAGAUUUGUUCAAAGUAACCUGCGAUAACGCAAUAAAUAGAUUACUCCUGCAGAUGGAUGGCGAGAGUCAGGGUGAAAACGCCCUUAGAGGUGGAUAUCAAAGCGUUCUAGGUUUGCAUAUCGUGAAAGAAGUGCAACAUGCGCAGGAGUUGUUACAUAGUUUGAAGAACUUACAAGACGGAAAUGAACAGAGCACUGAAAUGAUAAACACACUUCUUAGUGAAUGGCGUCUGAGGCUAGCCGUAGUACAGUCCGACGUACGAACUAUUGAACCGUUGUUAAGACUUAGAAGGAUAUUGCUGCAGCAAACACAGGAGCUGUUAGAACCGACACACGCCGCAACGGCGAACAAGUUAAAGGCGUGCAUCGGAAAUUUCUGGCUACAGAGCGCGAAACAUGCGAGAAAGGCUGGUAUUUUUCAACAGUCCUACAUGUACAUCCUCAACGCUGAAGAGUAUAAACCGCCGGAGUUGUUCAUAGAAAAGGCCAAGAUGUACUGGUCACGUGGACAACAUGAGUCCGCCUUCACCACACUGAAGCGGGGACUGGAGGAGGCUUUCCCCUCAACUGAUACGCUCACACCGGAACAGAGGAAAACAUGCGCUAAAGCGAAACUGUUGAUAGCCAAGUACAACGACGAGACAAGCAGCGUGGACGUUAACGUUAACAUCAAUUAUUACAAGGAAUCAGUUGACGCUUUUGAACAUUGGGAGAAGAGUCUGGUGUGUUUGGGCGCGUAUUACGAGAAAGUGAGCUCUAUCGACACGAACACUAAAAUGAUGUGGUCGCGCCGGCUUUACGCUCUCAAUAGCUAUGGAAAGUCAUUGCAAUAUGGACAUAAGUACUUGUAUCAGAGUAUGCCGAGGAUGCUGUCAAUAUGGCUGGAUGUGGAAGUGUCGUCAGCAGAUCCAAAUUCUCACGCAAUAGUGACCCAGAUGACGGAAGUUAUAAAAACUUAUUCUGAAAAGUUGCCUAUUUAUUUAUAUUUUACGGCCUUCUCACAAAUAAUAUCGAGGAUAUGUCACCCAAAAAUAGAGGUGUAUAACCAGCUGAAGGCGAUUAUAGUGAAACUGUUGGCGGCUUACCCGCAACAGUCUCUAUGGAUGAUGCUGUGCGUGCUCAAAUCUAGUUACCCUGCUCGCGUGGCUCGAUGCGAACAGGUUUUAGCCGAUGCACGACUCAAGCCAUUGGGCAAGCUAGUGCGUGACUUCAAACAGCUUGCUGAAAAGCUAAUCGAGCUGUGUAACAAGCCGAUAGCCGGGAAAGUUAUGACUGCAACAGUCUCGAGUCUGGUGCCAACUUUGCCGCGUCUUCUCGAAUCGGAGAGCUUCAGCCACAUAAUGAUGCCGUUCCAAGAGUUCUGCAAGAUCGUUCUUCCGUCUAAAGCAGCGAGCGACAUGCCCUUCAGUAUACCAACCGAGCCGAAGGUUCAUAUAGCGGGGAUUCAGGAACAACUUACCAGGUUGCCAUCUCUGCAGCAACCCAGAAAGGUUACCUUGAUAGGUUCAGACGGAAAGAAAUACAUCAUCAUGUUGAAACCUAAAGACGACCUGCGAAAAGAUUUCCGUUUGAUGGAAUUCAAUGGCGUCGUUAAUAAAUUCCUUCAAGACGCGCCUGAAACUAGGAAGAGACGGCUUUAUAUAAGGACGUACAGCGUCCUGCCUCUCAACGAGGAAUGUGGUCUGAUAGAAUGGGUUCCCAAUCUCGUUGGAUUACGACCGAUCCUGAUACAUAUAUAUAAACAGAAAGGCAUUCAAACCAGCAACAGUGAGCUUCGGAAAAUGAUGUGUUCAAGUAACGACAGCGUGGAGAAGAAGCGUGAUAUAUACGAGAGGUUGUUACUACCGCGACAUCCGCCCGUCUUCCAGGAGUGGUUCAGGAAGACCUUCUCGGACCCAUACGGAUGGUAUCAGGCGAGGUCAGCGUAUAUUAGAACCACUGCUGUUAUGUCCAUAGUCGGUUAUAUUUUAGGUCUAGGCGAUAGACACGGUGAGAACAUAUCGUUCGACUCCACUAACGGUGACACGGUGCACGUGGACUUCAACUGCCUGUUCAAUAGGGGUGAGAGCUUCGAAUGGCCCGAGCGGGUGCCCUUCAGACUCACACACAACAUGCAGGCAGCCAUGGGGCCUCUCAAACACGACGGCAUGUACAGGAAAUGCUGUGAGGCUGUAACGCGAGUGCUGCGGUCUCAGACGGAGGCUCUCAUGUCUGUGGUUGGUCCUUUCGUGUAUGACCCUCUGGUCGCCUGGAACAAGAGACACGACACGGGAGAGAGGACCAACGACCAGGCGAAGUUACAUCUAAAACAUAUACUGCAGCGUCUUAGAGGGAUGGUAAAAACUAAAAAUACGGAGUUUUCAUUGUCCCUGUCACCAGAAGGUCUUGUGGAGCAUCUGAUAGCUGAAGCCACGAGUGUGCAUAAUCUGUGUCAGAUGUAUAUCGGCUGGGGAUCGUUUUUGUGAUUAUAUUUAAGAACUAUGGAAUCAUUGUAAUAUUCUAUUAAAUUUAUUUGAAACAGUUAAAGCGAAUGUUAUGAAUUUGUUAAUUGUUUUUUA